AUGGGGAUUAUAUCAAUUGCAAAAAGAGAUGCAGUGAUGCUGAUAGUGCUUAAGCCUGGUGCUGUUGCUGAUAGUGAAGAAGAAUCGGAAGCGGGUUAUAGUCAAGUGCAAUGCUGCAAGAAGGAAGUGGGAGGUACUGCGGACAGAUGUUUGGAUGAACAGAGGGCACUUCCGGUCGGUCCUUCGGCUCUUUCUCUGAUAGUUGUGUUGAAAAGCUUUGCGACGAUGUUUAACACUGCGGCACUGUGCAGUUCAGCCGCG
Messenger RNA from Loa loa (African eye worm), 261 nucleotides. RefSeq lists its product as hypothetical. The record is from RefSeq and is a predicted model, not a curated record. The annotation marks the transcript as partial. The transcript has 2 exons. NCBI's taxonomy places the organism in Eukaryota, Metazoa, Nematoda, Chromadorea, Rhabditida, Onchocercidae.